AUGUCGUCGACGACCACAGGCGCAGCGACGGCGACCUCCUCGUCGGCCGGGGCCAACAGCUCGGUCCCUGGAGGCGCUGGUACCGCGCAGAAUUCGCAGGGCAUCAGUCUGCUCACGUUCGUCACGGCGUUGGUGACUUCGUUGGUUAUUUUUGGAAUUCAAAUGCUGGCGUUUAUUCUGUUGAGGAAUAAAAUUGCGCGGAUCUUCAAACCGAAAACCUAUCUGGUCCCCGAAAAAGAGCGAACUGAACCACCCCCACGAACGCCUUGGGGCUGGUUGGUGGCCAUCUUCCAAUUCAGAGAUCGUGAAGUGAUCAAGAAGUGCGGUCUCGAUGCGUACUUCUUCCUGCGAUACCUGCAAACACUGCUCUUUAUCUUCGUUCCUAUCGGAGUUGUGGUCCUCCCGAUUCUCCUCCCACUAAACUACAAUGGCGGUCGAGGUGGCUCAUACGCUCUCGAAUUCGGAAACAGCUCGCGGUCCAACGAGGCAAAUGUAACGGGAUUGGAUCAGUUGGCUUGGGGAAAUGUUCGACCAACACAUACGAAUCGAUACUGGGCGCAUCUUAUUCUUGCAUUGUUUGUUAUCUGCUGGGUCUGCGGGGUGUUUUUCAACGAAUUGCGAGUCUUUAUCAAAAUCCGACAAGACUACCUUACCUCGGCCGAACAUCGAUUGAGAGCUUCAGCCACGACCGUUCUAGUCAGCUCCAUUCCCAAGAAGUGGUUGAGCGAGGAGGCUCUCAGAGGUCUCUACGACGUCUUCCCCGGUGGAAUUCGUAACGUUUGGAUCAAUCGAGAUUUCAGCGCUCUCCUGGAGAAAAUCCAUCGCCGAGAUGAAAUGUGUAAAGUUUUGGAGGGCGCACAAACGGAACUCAUCCGAAAGGCAAAGAAGGCUCAGAAGAAGAUGAUGGAGAAAGAGGAAAAGGCAAACGCUAACAAGGCGAAAACCAAGUCGGCUACCAAGGAAGAUAGAGAAGAGAAGUUACGACGCGAAGAUGAAGAGGGUCAGAGACUUGCCAGAAGUGGUGGUGGUGUAAGUGCUGGAGACCCGCAUCAGGUUCCGCAUACCAUGGACGAUGUUCUGGAUGAGGUGGAAGACCAUGAAAGAACCGACGAACACGUGCAUGCCGGUCCUCAUCAUCGCAAAGGACUCUUCAAGCUACCCAUUGUUGGAGGUGGUUUAGCCGCAGUUGGUCAAGGCAUCGGCGCUGUUGGUCAGAAUGUGGGUAAAGGAUUCGGUGCGGUAGGGGAUACUGUCAUCGGUGGAACUCGCAACAUUGGCAGAGAUCUUGAUAAUACAGUCGAAACCACAAACGGCUUUAUAGAGAUUGAUGCGAGAUCAUUACCCGAUACUGAUGCUUAUGACCACUACGGAAGGUUCCGAGAACAGAAUACCGGACGUCCAUAUGGUGCUGAUGACGACAACGAGAAGAAGCGAGCAUCGAACGAUUCGUCACAAAGCGAGAGAAACCUGAACACUGUAAACAGUGGCAUGAAGCUUCCAGGAAACGUAACUCGCCGACACAACUAUGAACUUGAAGCUGAUGGUGCGAGGGAUGACCCUAAUCAGCCCCAUUGGUGGGAGUUAUGGAAAGCACCAGGAGGUGGUUUCGCUUCGCCCAUUCCUACCGGCUUUGAGGAUGGUGAUGAAUUUCCUCUAAAUCAAGUCGAUGGAAAACCAUCGACCGGCUCAAAACCAAGUGUUAGCGAUGAGAAGGAGAAGGUCGGAAUUUGGGGUAAAUUCAAAGGCCUCUUUCCUUCUGGAGAUAAAGUGGAGGAAAUCGAGUAUCCUCCUUCUCAUAAUGAAGAUUAUGACGAGGAUGCCACGCCUGCGGAAUGGAAAAAGUAUCUAAAGGAAAAAGACCGGCCAAAGUACACCAUUGCCAAGUUCAGCUGGACGCCAUCAUGGUUACCUGGAAUUCCUGGGAUCAACGAGAAAGUUGACACCAUCAAUUACUGCCGUGUUGAGCUGGCUCGAUUGAACUUGGAGAUUGAGAUGGAUCAAAAGUCGCCUGAGCGAUUUCCUCUGAUGACUUCCGCCUUUAUCCAAUUCAACCAUCAAGCCGCUGCUCAUAUGGCUUGUCAAUCAGUCAGUCAUCACGUGCCUAAGAACAUGGCACCGAGAACUGUCGAAAUCGCGCCAAAAGACGUCAUCUGGGAAAAUAUGGCAAUCAAAUGGUGGCAGGCAUGGACUAGAACAGGUCUUGUCACUGCAAUUGUCACUGGUAUGGUCAUCCUUUGGGCUUUUCCCGUUGCCUGGACUGCGACGCUUUCUCAACUAUCCAACUUGGCUGAUGAAUAUUCAUGGCUCGCUUGGCUCAAUAAGAUUCCCGACAAUAUCCUCCAAGGUAUUGCCGGUGUGUUGCCAGCUUUGACUUUGGCCAUCUUGCUUGCUCUCGUACCUUUGAUCCUGAACUUUCUUGCCCUCUUCCAAGGUGCACAGACAGGCUCGGAAAAGCAAGGUUCUGUACAAAAAUACUAUUUUGCAUUUUUGUUCGUCCAAGUUUUCCUGGUUGUGUCCAUUUCUGGAGGUAUCACCUCUUUCCUGGCUGCCUCGACUGAGAAUAUCACUUCGGUUCCAUCAACCCUUGCGGUACAACUUCCAAAGGCUGCCAACUACUUCUUCUCUUACAUGAUUCUACAAGCUCUAUCGACUGCUUCGGGAACUCUUCUUCAAAUUGGUACUCUUAUUCUGUGGUUCAUCUUCCCGAAACUAUUCGACAACACCGCUCGACAAAAGUGGACUCGCAACACUACCCUGCCAACAAUCACGUGGGGAACCUUCUUCCCUGUUUAUACCAACUUCGCCUGCAUUGCCAUCAUCUACAGCGUUGUUGCACCGCUCAUUAUCGUUUUCGCCAUCAUCACUUUCAGCUUACUUUAUGUUGCACAUCGAUACAAUAUGGUAUAUGUGACUCGGUUUGAGCUUGAUACUGGUGGGUUACUAUAUCCACGUGCUAUCAACCAGACCUUUACUGGACUGUAUAUGAUGGAAGUAUGCAUGGUUGGAUUGUUCUUCUUGGUACGAGACGAAGACGGAAAUGUCACUUGUACUCCACAGGCAAUCAUUAUGAUUGUUGUCAUCUUCUUGACAAUCCUCUACCAAUACCUCUUGAACGAUUCAUUCGGUCCUCUCUUCCGCCAUCUCCCAAUCACCUUUGAGGACGAAGCAGAGAUUCGCGACCGUGUUUUCGAGAAAGCACAAGCACGUCGUCUCGGAUACGUCGAUGAUGACGAAGACAUCGAGAGUGGACCAAAGGAUACCGACGACAUCGAAAUGUCUCGUCUCAACGGUACCUCCAAAUCCCGCUUCAACCCCCUAACCGUCGCCCAAGGCGCCGGCUCCUGGGCCAAGAAAUCCGGCCGCAAACUCGCCGCUGCAACUUUCGACAACGAGAAGGACCACGAAACCCGUCGUCGCCGUCGCCACAGAGACACCGAAGCACAGAAGAAAAUCGCAGACGCCCUCUACGGUGAUCUCCACGACGAGAUUGAGGAUCUUGACGCCGACGAACGCAAUGUGCUUAUCCGCCGCGCGUUCAUGCAUGCCGCGCUCCGAGCCAGAAGACCAACGGUCUGGAUCCCUCGAGAUGAUUUGGGGGUCUCGGAUGAUGAGAUCAGACGCACGAGGGAGUUGGCGGGCAAGAAUGUGUGGAUCAGUAAUGUGGGUGCGAGUUUGGAUAGUAAAUGUCGGGUGGUGUAUGGGAGGAAUCCACCGGAUUGGAGUGAGAUGGACAUUAUCAAUCUUUAG
Glarea lozoyensis ATCC 20868 is the source of this 3747-nucleotide messenger RNA. RefSeq lists its product as uncharacterized. Gene Ontology annotation, molecular function: calcium-activated cation channel activity. Gene Ontology annotation, cellular component: plasma membrane. The coding region runs from base 1 to 3747 and encodes 1248 amino acids. Lineage: Eukaryota; Fungi; Ascomycota; Leotiomycetes; Helotiales; Helotiaceae. The transcript is spliced from 2 exons. The record is from RefSeq and is a predicted model, not a curated record.